This is a messenger RNA of Tripterygium wilfordii, 3948 nucleotides long. RefSeq lists its product as uncharacterized. Lineage: Eukaryota; Viridiplantae; Streptophyta; Magnoliopsida; Celastrales; Celastraceae. The transcript is spliced from 5 exons. The record is from RefSeq and is a predicted model, not a curated record. Bases 416 to 1486 code for a protein of 356 amino acids.
AAUUAAAUGUAGGCGGAGUACUUCUUUUUUCUUAAAUGAAACCAAAAAUAUUAGAUGGUGAUUAACUUUGUUGGCGACUCCACUUCCACUCGAAACGUGUCAGUCAUGGCGAUGCUCUUGCUGCCACCUCUGUAUUGCCCAACUGCUUCUCUCUCUCUAUCGGCAUUCAAAAUUAUCCAGAACCGAACAAGAGCUUUCACUUCAUUGUAUCUGGGGUCUCUAAUUUCUGCUCCAUCUCUUGUUCUUCUCAGCUGGUUUCAUUGCGAAUUUCCUUGAAGACAAUGCUUUUCUUUCAAAAAACCUGAAUAACUGCCUAUGCUAUUGUGAAUUUAUAUACUUGUUUUCUACCUUUUGCUGCAUCUGGACAUGUGGUCGAGCAAGGAAGGAACUUAAUUAGCUAAAAAAAGUGGAAACAAUGGCAUAUUUAUUCGAAUUAAUUGCUACAGUCAUUAUCUUCGUGGCCACAAAGCCUUUCUCACUUUGCAAAUCGGCAUGCACGGCAGGCGUGAGAACAGUAGCCAUUGUUAUUCACACAUGGAUUGAACUGGUACAAGCUGCAAUCGUCUUCCAUUUGAAUCUGUUUUGGAGAGCAUUGAUUUUGUUCGUAGCUCUGAUAACUCUUCCUAUGCGUGUUUUGUCUGCCUUACAAAAGGAGAGGCUGCUAGAACAGCAUGUGCAUGACAUGCAUACUGAGUUGGAGAAUAUGGUGUGGGAUAUGAAGGAACUUCAAGACCGUCUCCGUACAGCCCUUAAAGAGCGUAAAAUAAUGGAGUUGAUGCUAGCAGAAGUUGAAGACGAAAAUGAUAAGGCUGUUGAGAAAAUUGAACUGCUAAAGGGUGAGUUACAAAAUCUAAAGCAUGAAAACAUUAGGCUGAAGGAGAUUAUUGGUAAAGAGCUUUGGAGCUUCAGAGGCCAUGGUAACACUGGGGUUCGGCAAGAUAUUGACGUUUCUAAUUCCAGCAGCUGUGGCAUUGCGCGUGGCAUCCCGUCAUGGAACUCCAGUAACGAGGGAAGUGACAUUGUCUACCAAGACCCCAUGAUGGAAAGAGACUCAUGGGACAAUCAGAGCAAAACUGAAAUGCCCGCUGUCUUAAGUACAAAAUCCUCAGACAGUGGGCCCAUACGUCCAUUUACUGCUAAUUUUGCCUUUAGAAAUUUAGACACAGAUUAUGAUCUUCACCAAAGACGAGCCGUGGCACUUUCUCAGAGUCUUUUCAGUGCAGUGCUGUCACUUUUAGUUGGAAUUGUUAUCUGGCAUGCUGAAGACCCUUGCAUGCCCCUUGUGGUGGCUCUUUUCACUAUUGUUGGUAUGUCGCUGAAGAGCGUGGUUCAAUUUUUCUCCACUAUAAAUAAUAAGCCUGCUUCUGAUGCAGUUGCACUCUUAAGCUUUAACUGUUUCAUACUUGGCACACUGACUUACCCGACCCUGCCUAGGUUUGCCCGAAUGUUGGCUCCACUAGCCUUAAGCCUUGUGAACCGACAAUGAGCUGGCUUGGUGUCUCUUUCACUAGCUUGUAGAUAUACUAGGCUAUAGGAAUUAGGAAGUACAAUGUACAAAAGUUUCUCGGCAUACUGGAGUGUGAAAUCUUGGGUCCGGCAAAGGUUGCUUAAUGUUUUCUCUUUCAAUGGCGUCCUGUGAAUUUCAUUUAGAAUUUUGUAAUUAAACAGAACAUGUAGAUUACACAUAUACAAUUGUACAUAUAUUUCUCUGAACUUGGCCGGUUAUCACUGUCAGUGUCAUUCUUCUUGCGAGGCAUGAAAUGCUACUUUGGAUUUUGGACAUUGAAAGUGAUACAAGUUAAUAAUUCUCAAUGGACGAGAAUAUUCUGCAUACGGUGGAAGAAGUCGCAUCAAUAUAGUUCAUACAGCUAUUCGCAUUGGAGGUCAGUGUCACUAGCUUAUACAUUUUAGUAUGUUUGGAAAAAAAUAUAUCACCGCAAAUGAUGUUGAAGUCAUCCAUUCAUUAUUUUUUUCAUUAUAACAGUAAGAAGAGUGUAUAUAUAUAUAUAUUCUGCUCUUAUUUUGAUCAAUGGACAGAGUGUUAAUUUAUAGCGAGAUAGCAUGCAUGGUUUCUUGCAUUUCAGAAUAUAAUUUUCUGUACGUGAAAUGUCGACCAGCUGAUCGAUGAAGAAGAGCCUUCCAUCAUAGGAGUGACAUGUUUAUACUCUGUAGCUGGUAGAUGAGAUUAUUCACUUUCCAUUUGUGGUGAUUGAGUGACCCGUGAUUGAUUGUUUCCAUGGAGAUAGGAUUUGUGAAGAUCUUCUAUAUUCAUGACUCAUGAGGACCAGGAUUCUGAGUGCAAUGUUAGUUUAGAGUUGCAGGCUGUGUGGUGCAUGUGUUUGAUUGAGUAUUGUGUGGUGAGGUGUUAGGAAAUGGACUUGUCAGAAUGAGGACCAACUUUGAGAAUGACUUACUAAGUUGAUAGAAUAUUGAUGUCUUUUUCCUCUCUAAGUCUUAUUUUUCAGUUGUGGAUCCACCACAGUGGACUCUAGAAGAGUGGUGAGCUGUAUGCGGCCCUAAUCUCUCUCCGUCUCGAUCUCAAUUUCGUUUUCAAAAGAGAUGUAACAUGUGGCUGUGCAUAUGUUAUGGUUUGCUCUUUGAUUUGCUUUAGAGAUGAAGCUGAUUGAUUUUCUUCUAUGGAGACAGAAAUUGAUUGGUUCUUUUUUAUGGUAGAAUCUGUUUUUCUUUUCUUUUCCCGGUAGCAUAUACCAAGAAAUGGGUGUAGUAGCUUUGCAAUUGCAUGCAGAUUAUAUAUGUCAUGUUUUGAGUCCUGCAGCUAUGUUUUCAUCUCCUGUCAUAUUUUUUUUUUUUUUGCCUUGUCUAGAAGAUGAUAAGAAUAGGAUUUGGUCCGCAGGCAGGUGAAGUUUUGCUGACUCGACAAUGUCAAUGGGGUUGUCUCAAUAUCACUCUUCCAAUUUUGAUCAGAGAAAUGUUGACAGAUGGGAGUUGGACAGUUUGGAGGAUUGAGAAAACAUGGCCGUAAAUGUUGACAGGUGGGUGUUACUUACUUGGCUUUCUAUGGUUAGACAGAUAAAUAUGAAUGGCAUGGCCUGCGAUUUCUAUGUUUUUCAUUUUGUUUCUUCUUUCACGCUUUCAUCCUAAAAGUUGAGGAUCGGUUACACGAGUUUAUUAGAAAAGUUUGGCAAAGUUUUACGUUAGUUUCCGAUUCAACGCAACUCUCCUAUUUUAUUUGGGCUUGAGACUGGAUACAUGAGUAGGCGAAGUAAAUUUCGCAAAAUUUUACUGCAGGGGCAGCCCUUUUCAAAGCAUAAACCUGCCUGUGUAUGAAAUCAUGAUUUCACUUUGACAAAUUUGGUCAUGCUAACUGGGAUGUGGGUGGGUAGAGACAAUCACCCACAUAAAAUGACCGCAAUUAUGGCUACACAUACACACGUCAUUGCCCCUCAUUUCUUCGUUAUGAGGAGAUAACCAUGCUUCUUUUCUGGAAUUUCUUGUUAUUUUAUCUUUGUUGGAAUUUGCAUGCGACCCAAUAAUGGCAUGGGAGCCGUGUUUACUGAUACCCCUUUGACAUCUCUUCAUUUGCAUAGAAUUUUCCAUGAAAAAACAGAGACAAAAGAGACGUAAAAACAGAGGGCUGAUCGGAAAAAGAGUCGCAUCUUUUCAUUUGCAAAGAAUUUUCUAUGAAAAAACAGAGCCAGAGAUCUAAAAAGAAGGCGUGAUCUUUGAAUAGGAAAAAGAGUGACAUCUUUUCAUUUGCGAAGAAUUUUCGAUGUGAAAACAGGUAGACAAAGGGAUGAUUUUUGAAUAAGAAAAUAAUAGAUUGGAGGAUCCAAGUGGAUUGACUUAUUGAGAAAAAAAGCCUGGUUCCUUCCUUGAAUUGCAUAGACCCUGUUUUUAUGCCAUAAAUAUCUCCACAUUUAUGGUGUGAGUAAUGUUAUAUAUCCCAAAAUGUAACCCUUAUUUUAUCUCAAAUCCACGCGACAUGUA